AUGGAGGGCCUUGGGGAGAUGCGGCCCCCGCCAGUGCCGGUGAAGCGGAAGGCGGCCGUUCCUGCGCCACAGGACGAGCCGAAGGCCAAGCGGAUUGAGCUUGGGGAUGACCUCCCAGAGGAAGUAUCCAAGGAGGAUAUCCAGCACAUGCUGGACAAGGCCGACGCGGUCGAGAGCUUGAACGAGCCCGCCCUGAAGCGCAUGCAUCUUCAGUUCGAGCGCAAAGUGCGCGUGAACCGGGAACUGAGAAUAAAGCAUGGCGACGAUCCCGACAAGUUCCUGAAGAGUGAGGUAGACCUGGACGAAGAGAUCAAGAAGUUCACACUGGUGGCCACCCACCCAGAGCUCUACGGCGCGUUGCUCCGCCUGGAGACUCUGCCCCUGCUGGUGGGGAUGCUGAACCACGUGAACACGGACAUCGCCGUGGAUGUCUUCGAGGUGCUCUCGGAGCUGACGGACCCCGAGGUCCUGGGGGAGGCGGAGGAGGCAGAAGCCUUUGUGAAGGCGCUCUUUGACGCCCAGCUCUGCCAGAUGUCGGUGGACGUGCUGAUGCGCAUCGACGAGUCCACCAGCGACGAGGACUUCAAGGCUGUGACCAACGGCCUCAGCAUGAUUGAGAACUUGGCAGACUUGAUGCCACUGGAAACCUGCCGCCAGUUUGUCAACAUUCAGACGUUCUUGCCCUGGCUGAUCAAGCGGGUGCGGGCUCCCAACAUGGAUUACAACAAGGUCUAUGCCUCGGAAAUCCUGGGCAUCGUGCUGCAGAACUUGGCCGAGGCUCGGGAGGCGGUUGUGAAGUUGGAGGGUGUGGACAAGCUCCUCCGCGGCAUCGCGGCCUACCGCAAGCGCGACCCUGCGGACAGCGAGGAGGCUGAGUACGUGCAGAACAUGUUCGACUGCCUCUGCUCGCUGAUGCUUCUGAAGAGCAACCAGCUCGCCUUUGGCAACCUCCAGGGGCUGGAGCUGAUGAUCCGCAUGAUGAAGGACCGGGUCUUCGCGGCCACCUUGGCGCUGAAGCUGUCGGCCCACGCGGUGCGCCACUGCCCGGAGAACUGCCAGAUCUUCGUGGAGAAGCUGGGGCUCAAGGUGCGGGAACUGGAAGGGUUGCAUGGAUUGGGGGAAGGCGGGAAUUGUGUGGGGAGUGUUUUUUUUUGGAAUGGGGAAAGGUUUGGGGGUUCGGGGAGGGGGGGGGGGUGGGGGGAAAGGGGGAAUUGUUUGGGGAAUGGUUGA
This is a messenger RNA of Effrenium voratum, 1230 nucleotides long. Lineage: Eukaryota; Dinophyceae; Suessiales; Symbiodiniaceae. The record is from the annotation of a GenBank genome assembly.